UGUAAACGAGGCUGAUGCUGGUGAGCGAGCCCAAUGCCAGUUUGCACGCGAGUCACGCCCAACUUGGACUGGCAGGAAGGCUGGAGGGUUUGCGACUGCAGGACCCUCCCGAUCAGAAAAAAGAGGUCUCUGCGCCAAGAUUUCUCAUUUUGAACUGCACACGACCUCGCCGCUGCAACCUCACACGCUGACGUUACGGCUUGCAGGAUAAACCCACGCUCACUGAGACACACGGCCACGUGCAGCUUACUUUUUGUGUCAAUAUGCCUGACGAUCUUGAGUCGCGAUUGAAGAGCCAUGCCCGGGCCUUCGAAGGGUUGAUGUCGCUGAUCCCAGCCAAAGAAUACUACGGGAAAGACGAGAGUAUCACAAGUACGCAAUGGCAAAAGAAGAAGCAGACCACCGAAGAGCGCCAGGCUGCAAAGCGAGCGAAGCUAGAUCCCGCGUCACACAAGUCUGCCCAGGAUGUACUGGACGAGAAUGCACGCAAGCGCAAGCGCGAAUUCGAGGGUGAAGCCGAGGACGACGCGGUCUCAGAGGCACCCUCUUCAGACCUUGAUAUGGACAUUGUAAAGGAGACGCCGCUCGAGGGGAUAAAGAAAGCCAAGAAGCAGAAAACAAAGAAGGACGCCGACGCUGAACCGGAAGAGGUUGUCAAAGAAGGCCGGGUAUUAACAAAAGCCGAGAUCAAGGCCGAGAAGAAGAAGGAAAAGAAGAAGGAGAAGCAAGCACAGAAGAAAAACAAGGAGGAAGCACGGAAGGCGUCGCAGGCUGAGUUCAAGGAGGGUCUUACGGCACCCAAAGAGACGAAGAAGCCUAAGCAGGUUGAGGUUGACGAAGAUGAGGACGACGAGGUGGAUGAUGGCCUUGAGGACCCCGAGGAUCGCAUCGAGGCCCUAGACGUCAGCGGCCUCGUCGAUGUUGAAGAGGGUCAGUCCACCGCUCCCACCACUACUGCAAAUUCCAAUAUCUCUACAGCAGCGUCCGAUGCCUCAUCUUCAACCUCCGUUCCCGAAGCAGCACCUACAACGAAGGACACAAAGAAAGAAAAGAAGCCGUUACAGAUCGACGAGAAGAGCCAGGAGGAGUUUCGCGCACGAUUGAACGCCAAGCUCGAGGCAAUGCGCGCAGCGCGCAAGGCUGACGGACCUGAUGGACGACCUGCAAAGAACCGAGCCGAGCUUAUCGAAGCCCGACGGAAGAAGGAAGCAGCGCGCCAGGCCACGAAGAAGGCCGGUCGUCAGGAAGCUAAGGAGGAUGAGGCACGUCAGAAAGCAGAGGAGCAGCUUGCACGGAUAAGAGGCGGAUCAGGAUCACCCUCCAUCUUCCCAGCACGAUCACCAGAACAUGAGCGCAACUUCAACUUCGGCCGAGUCGCCUGGGAAGACGGCCAAGAGCUCGAAGGUGGCCUCUCUAAAUUCCUCGAAUCGCGCAAGAAGAAGGGCAAAUCCGACACCAAGACCGCCCUUGAAGCCGCGCAGAAAAAGCAAGCCCGCAUCAACGGCUACGACGAAGCGAAGCGCAAAGACAUCCAAGAGAAGGAUCUCUGGCUGAACGCUAAGAAGCGUGCGCAGGGCGAGAAGGUCUUUGACGACGUCAACCUGCUGAAGAAGAGCUUGAAGCGCCAGCAAAAACAGAAGGACAAGAGCAAACAGGAGUGGAAGGAGCGACUCACAAAUGUCACCGAGGGCAAGGAGAAGAGACAGAAGAAGCGUGAGGAGAACCUCAAGGCGAGGAGAGAGAGCAAGGGUGUUAAGGGCAAGAAGAAGGGUGCGCCGAAAAAGGGUGGAAAGAAGCCGGCUAAGAGACCGGGUUUCGAGGGCACUUUCAAGGGGAAGUAA
This is a messenger RNA of Macroventuria anomochaeta, 1841 nucleotides long. Its product is annotated as SURF6-domain-containing protein. Gene Ontology annotation, biological process: ribosomal large subunit biogenesis; ribosomal small subunit biogenesis. The coding region runs from base 264 to 1841 and encodes 525 amino acids. The record is from RefSeq and is a predicted model, not a curated record. Gene Ontology annotation, molecular function: RNA binding; DNA binding. Gene Ontology annotation, cellular component: nucleolus. NCBI's taxonomy places the organism in Eukaryota, Fungi, Ascomycota, Dothideomycetes, Pleosporales, Didymellaceae. The transcript is spliced from 4 exons.